CGGCACGCCUACUGGCCUCAAACGCGACGCCACGCGGCCGGACCAAGUCCUAUCCGGUACCCGAUUCCAACCGAACCCCGACCCAAUCCAAUCACGACCCAACCAUGGCCGACGACGACCCCGCCGCGGCGGCCGCCUCUUCCUCCGCUGCCGGCGACGACGAUGACGAGGGCACCGACACCGACGCCUCCAACUCCGACCACGCCGCCUCCUACCAGCAGGACCCUCCACCCCUCCCCGACGCUACCUCGGCCGCACCUCCCCCUCCCGCCGCGGAACCCACCCGCGCAGUUCCGACGCCGCCGCCUCAGCCGCAGGGUGCGGCCGUGACGGAGGACUCCAGGAGGCUGUUCCAGCGGCUGUGGACGGACGAGGAGGAGCUGCUCAUCCUGCGCGGCUUCCUCGACUUCACGGCGCGCCGCGGCACAACGUUCGCGUCGCACCAGUACGACACGGCGCCCUUCUACGAGGAGAUCCGGCGCCGGCUCUCCUUCGACUUCACCAAGAACCAGCUCAUUGAGAAGCUACGCCGCCUCAAAAAGAAGUACCGCGUCUGCGCGGCGCGCAUGGCUGCGCAGGGCGCCGCGUUCGCCUUCAGGAGCGCGCACGAGGGCGCCAUCUACGACGUCGCGCGACACAUCUGGCAGCCCGCGUUCAGGCGCGACGGCGCCGGCGGGGGCGACCGCUCGGACGAGGACGACAUAAACCCCGCCGCCGCUGCAGGGGCGAUCCCUGCUGUGAUGGAGGAUGGUGGCGGAGGAAGUGCGUCCGCGCCCACGCCGAGGGGCAGGCGAGGGCGGCGCGUCCGGAGGAGGACAGUGCUAGAGCUGGAGGCGCCCACAUUGCCUGCCACGUCUGCACUCAUGUUGAAUGACGUGGUUCAGGAGCCGCUUGUAGUUGCUGUGGAGAAUUUAGCACCGGCGAUUGCACCACCACCUCCGGUGUUGGCACCUCUGCCAUCGCCAGUGACUGCCGGUGGUGCCACUGAGGAGGCUGUCCGAAGUGUCCUAUCACCGCUUCUGAAGGAACUCAUCAGCUCUGUCACUGUGGCUGGGCAGACUGAACUGGCAUUGGGGUCGGGCAUAGGAUUUGGUGGCAUUGGUGGCACCGACAUUCUUGGCCUUGGUUUUGGGGUGACCGGACUGAACCCGGGGGUGCCCAGUGAUGAGAAGUGGAGGCAGCAGCAGAUUAUGGAGCUUGAGGUUUAUCUGAAGAGGAUUGAGCUUGUCCGGGAGCAGGUCACCUCUGCCCUUGAAGAGCUCAGGUCAACAGAAGGUUGAUUAGCUAUCUUCUUCCAUAGCGUUCCCAUCACUCGCCAGAGCUUCACAGAUUAUCUUGUUUUGUCAAGAACAGAGAGUAUUUAUUCGCCUUGAACUUCUCCUGUUGGAUAGUGCUGCGUUGGAGCAGGGCGUAUACAGAGUUGAGUGUUUUAAACUUCCAAUUAUACUUGGAUUUAGCUUAGUUGCUUGCAGCUGUCAUAAGGUUAGAGGUUGUGAACUUUGAUGUGUAGAUGGAAUAACUAUUUAGUUUGUCAUUACUUGUAAUUCACUUUAUUGUGGGACAUGAUUGAUCUCAUUGUUUGAUAGACUGCAGCGCAUAGUUGCCUUGGUAACCUCUGUAGCUCUGAAAUAGGGGCUUUAUGAUCCAUUU
This is a messenger RNA of Phragmites australis (common reed), 1650 nucleotides long. Its product is annotated as probable transcription factor At3g04930. Gene Ontology annotation, cellular component: nucleus. NCBI's taxonomy places the organism in Eukaryota, Viridiplantae, Streptophyta, Magnoliopsida, Poales, Poaceae. Bases 105 to 1280 code for a protein of 391 amino acids. The record is from RefSeq and is a predicted model, not a curated record. The transcript has a single exon. Gene Ontology annotation, biological process: regulation of DNA-templated transcription.